Papaver somniferum (opium poppy) is the source of this 438-nucleotide messenger RNA. RefSeq names its product glycine-rich cell wall structural protein-like. Bases 1 to 438 code for a protein of 145 amino acids. The record is from RefSeq and is a predicted model, not a curated record. The transcript has 2 exons. Lineage: Eukaryota; Viridiplantae; Streptophyta; Magnoliopsida; Ranunculales; Papaveraceae.
AUGUCUAAGACAAAAGAAAAGACAACUAAGAAAAAUGGUCUGCAGGAUGCCAAGUUCGGAGGAUUUAAUGGUGGUGGAUACCCAGGUAACGGAGGGUAUCAAGGUGGCGGCGGAUAUCCAGGAAAUGGAGGGUAUCAAGGUGGCGGUGGAUAUCCAGGUAAUGGAGGGUAUCAAGGUGGUGGUGGAUACCCAGGUAAUGGAGGAGGGUACCGUAAUGGAGGUGGAUACCAAGGCGGUGGUGGACGUAAUGGAGGUGGGUACUGUAUUGGUGGUGGGCGUGGUGGUGGAGGUAGAGGAGGUGCUUACAGAUGCCGACAUGGUUGUUGUUACCGUGGUGGGUACUAUAAAGGCGAUUGCUACAAUUGUUGCUUUUCUGCUGCUCAAGCCAAAGCCUUUGCUGCUGAAACUACCACUACGACCGAUAAUCUCAAGCCUUAG